Ziziphus jujuba (common jujube) is the source of this 2866-nucleotide messenger RNA. RefSeq names its product RING-H2 finger protein ATL52. NCBI's taxonomy places the organism in Eukaryota, Viridiplantae, Streptophyta, Magnoliopsida, Rosales, Rhamnaceae. The record is from RefSeq and is a predicted model, not a curated record. Gene Ontology annotation, biological process: protein ubiquitination. The coding region runs from base 1431 to 2525 and encodes 364 amino acids. Gene Ontology annotation, molecular function: transferase activity. The transcript has a single exon.
CAUUCCACUUAUAUAAACAACUUAAGGAAACAAUAUUCUACUUAGAGAAAGGAUGGGAAAGUCUAAGAAUAUGGAGCAAUAAAUCUUACCCAGAAAUAUUAUUUUCCCUUGGAAGUUAAGAAAUAAGAUUGUCAUGUAGCAACUUCUUUUUUUGAGAUUCCUUUGCUGGAAGCUGAAAUUAAUUUAGUCUGUUGUUGGAUCAAUUAGUAUGCUAAUUACCUGUUUAUAUUUUGGCAAUACGCAAGAGAUUUGAUCAAUUUAAGGAUGAUAUUUUGGCUAUCACCUCUGUUGACUUAAAAAUCUUAUGGGCAUGCCAAAAUGAGGACAUUAAGACCAUGGUUUCUUUUUCCUUGUCUUAGUGGCUAGAGACGGUUUCACUUUUUUCUUUGAUUGCUUGGCUGCCAAUUUAGACUUAUUUAAUGUUAAUCCUCAUUCAAUAUUGCUUGUGGUGUUAUGUCUUGUCCACGAAAUUAACAUUGGCUGGCAUGAGCCCAGCCUAUUUAUAUGUGGCUGUCUUGCACAUGAUCUCGCUUUUCUUGUAAAAUUGACUGCUAAAAUUGGACAGUUUUCAUAUGAACAUUUAAUAAUGCAGACAUUAUUUUCUUCUGACAAAAACUCGACUUAAAAUUAAUGUAGGGACAAAAUGUGGAGAUGUGAAGCUGUUAUUUUUUAGAUGAGGCCAGAAUCUUGGAACAGAAUUCACAAAAACGUAAAGAAAAAAGAAAAGAGAACUAGUAAUUAGUGAUAUUUCAAUAAUGUGAUUCUGAGUGGUACCUUGCAUUUGCAAAAGAAGGGUCUUUCAUCUAAUUUUUCUUUUGCAAAAAGGGUCAAAUAGAUUUUGAUUGUGUGGUGUUGAAGCCUCCAAGCACAUCACGCUAGUUCAAGUUGCACGUGAUUUAUACUCUUCGGCUAGCCUCACGUUUUUUGACAUUUUUCUAAGGUGGCAAUGGACCACCUGUUUGGAUCCAAUUGAUGAUAAUUUUUUGGUAGGGUAGCUUUGCUUUGAGUCUUAUCAAUUGAGGAUGCAAAGACUCUCUCUUUCCCUCUCACCUAUGUUCACCAACUAAUUAAGUAUCUGGGAAGGUACUAAUUAAACUAUUUGUUUACCUCAUUGACUAUAUGAUCUCAAACACACAACCAUUAAUUAUCUACUUCAAUUAGUCAACCAACCAUCACCUCCAAAUAAACAAAGAGAAAAAACCAAGCAUUAGAUCAGAAGCCACAUCAAUUUCCCACCUCCUCUACUUUGCUUCUCUUUCCAUCCAAGCCCACCCUUCCAUCUCCCCAUAUUUUCUUUCCCACUUUCCCAUCUCUCUUUCUUUUCUUUUGAGGCAAAUUAUGAGCAAAUACCAAGCAAAGUAAAAAGUAAACAUAUUACCGAACACUGUUGGCAGAUCUAGGCUUUGAUCAUUUCAGAAUUUGAGGCAGACAUGGGCUCUGCAGGAAACUCAAAUCCAUGGGCACCCUAUGAAACUUAUAAGGACUGCUCUCAAGGAGUUUGCAGCAUUUACUGCCCCCAGUGGUGCUACAUCCUUGUCCCACCCCCUCCUCCUUUUGGUCUGGGCCAAGAUGAAGAUGACCAUGAUUCAGGCACCGACUUCUCUCCCCUCAUAAUAGCAGUCAUAGGCAUCUUGGCCAGCGCUUUCAUUUUGUUGACUUACUACACCAUCAUAUCCAAGUACUGCAGGAGAAGAAGCAAUGAUAGAAGAGGUAUUGAGAUGGAUGAAACUACCAACCAAAUGAAUGCUGAAUCAUGGGGAUCAUCAGCACCCCCUGCUUCUGGUGGAUUGGAUGAGUCCCUUAUCAAGUCCAUCAAAGUCUACAAGUACAAGAUUGGUGAUAAAUUUGUAGAAGGCACUGACUGCUCUGUUUGCCUGAGUGAGUUUGAAGAGAAUGAGAGCCUGAGGCUUCUACCUAAAUGCAACCACGCUUUCCAUGUUCCUUGCAUUGAUGCCUGGCUCAAAUCUAAUUCAAGUUGUCCACUAUGCAGAUCCAAUAUUGUCAACACUGCUCAAGUUCAGGCUGGUUCAGGCCCGGAAUCCCAGCAGCAGCAAGACUUGAAUACAUCUGCAAUGGAAUACCAACACAGAAGCAAUGAGACUGUUUUGGUUGUUGUCCAAGAUUUGGAAAUGGGUUCUGAAGAAGAGGUCAUUAGCUUUCCAGGUGAGGUUCCAAAGACCCCAACUGAAAGGAGAUAUUUGGAAGGGAAUUUGCGGCCAUUGAGGAGGUCCUUUUCAUUGAAUUCUUCUUUCUGUCAAGGACCUGUUUCUGUUGCUGAUAUACUGCAUGCUAGUGAAGAGGAUGAAGAUUUGCUAAUUCAGAUGGAAAAUCUGCAAUCCUCUAUGGGAAUUGGGUGUUCAAAAGGAGGAGUUGAUCAAGAACAGCAUUGUAAAUCCCAUGAUAGAAAUGGGGUUCCCAACAACUUGGUAAUUAGGAGUCCUCUUGAAAUGAAGAGAUCCAUUUCCACUGGGAGAUUUGUGUUCACGAGGUAUGGAAAGGGAAAGAAUUCUGUUCUUCCCAAUUGAAAAUCAAACUCUUCUUUUUUUCUUUUUUUCCUUUUUUUUUAAUCCAAAUGUAUAAAAAAGAAAAUUACACCUUCUUAUAACAUAUUGAUCAGCCAUACCAAGAGAGAUUAUCCUCCAUAGAGAUUUAAGACUAAUUUAGUCUGUAUUCCUUAAUAGUUUAAUUGAACAUCUUAGAAAAGGUCUUUGAGAAUUGUUGCUCAGUUAGUCUCUGAGUUCCAACUUAUGAUUUGUGUUUUGCAAAAUUGCUUAGCCGACAAUAAUUGCAGUAAUGAAUGGGCAACUUUCUGCCAUGAUUGUCCCAGUGCAUUAAUAAAAUGAUGCUGUCCAUUUAUGCUCGCUUA